UACCGCUUUAGGCGCUCGAUUCGACGAUAACGUGCUUGCCUUUUAUUUUUCUAAUUUCUGCGAUCCGUGAACGUUUCUCCCCUUUCCUCUGUCCCUCUCGUUUUCUCCCUGUUGCCCAUCGCUCAUUCUCGCUCUCCCUUUCUCCCUAUCCCCCUGGUUUCUUGUGUCCCUGUCGUGGUCUCCCUCUCUACUAUUCUGUGUUACUCCAAGAUUUCUAUGUGCUUCGUCGACGAUGUAAACAGACCGAUAGAUUUAUCAGAGAAUUCUUUUCUUUUUUCUUGUCCUGUUUACCGUGUUGUUUACGUGCUUAUCGGCGUUACCGUCGCUGUUGCUGUUACUGUUGCUGCUGUUGCAGCUGCAGCUGUGCGUACGCGAAAGUGACGCGUUCGUAGGUGAAAUACGCGCGCAUCGAGGAGCAACAAUUCUUCUAUGACGUUGUUUGUGAUCGUUGAUAGCGAUUCCUGUGGUAACAAUUACACCGUGAGGAAGGUACACAUGCUCGUUCGAUGAUCGUGUUUUCCCAUUUGAUGCCCGUUCCCCCGUGCGAGGUUAUACGUCUGUAUCGUUAUGAGUAAGGUGUAAUCGUGUCUAGAAGGAAGCAUAAAUAGAAAUUGGAGAGUAAAUAUGGGAAUUCCAUGGGCAGACAGGACGUUUGAACAUCCAGGAAACUAGAACAGAUAUGACGUAUACUGUUUUGAAAGGAGUCGUAAAACAUAGAAAAUCAUAAGGAAUGGUAUUCUAUUCGAUCCUAUUGGAUGUUAGAUAAGCCAAAAAAUGUCUGGUGAUUCAGGAUGGAGCGCCGUUAUUCACCAUCCUUCGGAAUUAGAGCUACAAAAUUGGAAUUGGGAAGAAAAUGACGGGGAGCAGGAAAGAGAGCUCCCUUCUACUGUUGACAUGGAUGCCAUAAAGGGUGGAGGUAGCUGGGAUCCAACCACAGAACCGAAUGGAACAGAUUCGGUUGACUCUGAAGAAGAUUCUGAUUCUGACGACGAAAGUUCCGGCGGCACCGAGGGUAGUUGUUCUUAUUCGGAUUCGAAUUCUGAUUCGGACGGGAGCAGCGGCGAGGAAGAAGAGGAAGAUACAGGAUCGAAUUCGGAUUGCACGUCCGAGCAUAGCGAGCAAACGUUCUCCAUUCAAGAGACAAAUUUUGAAUCGGGAGCGCUUAAACUAAAGAUCACUAUGAAAGGUCCAAAAAAAGAGGAUACGGAAAAGGCAAAAUGCGAGAAGAACAGAAAAAACACGUCGAAAAAAAAUAAAACGAAUUGCGAAACGAAGACGUCCGAAUGCAGCAGCGACGAUUCGGAUUCGUCGGAAAGUCGUCUGGGUUCGCAGCAGCAACAACAACAAACGCAACAGUCUCAACAACAACAGCAGCAGCAGCAGCAGGAACAACAGCAACAACAUCCACCUCUUCAAGAAAUCAAUCAAGAAGAUUUGGCGGCUAUUCUACCGGAUCAAGAGCACGAGGAUGCGCCAUUCGAUGGAUUCGAGGAUUCCGAAAGUGGUCGACUAGUGUCGAAAGCUAUCGAACGAAUGUCGCUCGGGGCAGAUUCGGAUACGAGCGAAACCGCUGAUCAGAAUCCUCCCGUACCUGUAUAUAGUUCCACUUUGCUACAACAAUUCGUCGAGAAAACGGCUCUGCUGUCGGAGCCGCGAAAACGACGAAGUAAAGUAGGGAAAAAAACAAACGAUUCGGAAUACCCAUGCGUUUCGAACGUGUCACCGGACUCGGGAAUUCAAUCGGUGGACAAUAGUCCGCUGCACUUGGCGAUCAGCCCCGCGAGUCCGUCGGCGCCAACGCAAUCCCCGAUACAAACCGUAGUCCCGAAACCAGCGGUGAACGUAGAUCGUGUUUUGUAUCCACCGAAGCGGAAACCGGGUAGACCGGCGAAAACAGUCUCGACGCAACCUCGCGGUCCUGGUAGGCCAAGACUCAAGCCAGAAAUCGUGGAGAAGAUCGAGAAGAUCGAGAAAGUAGACAAAAUAGAGAAAGCGGAAAAGACCGAGAAAAAUGAGAAGAAGGAGUCUGCGUCGUCGCAGCAGCAAAAAGUCUCGAAGGAAGAACCGAGUAAGAGGGGGAAAGCGAAACCAGUGCAGCAUAAAGCUGUCCCAUCUCGAGAGGGCAAAGAAGAGAAGAGCGAACCUCUGAAAAAGUUUAAGGACAAGCCUACUUGUCAGAAGAAACGCAGCUGUACAGCAUCCAAGCAAUUCUCGCAGAGGAGGAUAAGCGGAAAAAGGACGAACGGGAGUUCCCCGACGCGUGUCAAGUGCCUAAGUAGAACAGUUACAAGUAAAUAUGGAAAGGAUGUAGUUCAGUGUGACGGCAGAACGUACAAGAAGAUGAAGAGAGAUAAGCCAGGAACGGGAAACAAAACGACGGUUCCCUUACGACGGCAGAAGCCGUAUUGCGAGCGGAUGGUUAGCGAUAGGAAAACGCUCAAUUCGAGUAAAAGAAGUUUGAAGGAGAACAGAAAUAGUUCGGGUCCGUUGACCAAGAGACAGACUUCGAUGAAAAAGAGCGUCGUGCCGGUUACGCGACGCGUGUUAAAGGAAAACAAGAGUAGCAAAAAGACAACGAACGCCUUCGAAACGAACGGCGUUGGCGUACAGACGCUUAUCUCGUUACCUGUUGGCGACGUACUGAAAGCGGAGAGUGUCGAGAACGUUACCAACAAGUGCGACAAGGGAACGCAACCUAUACACAAUCAUUGUCACAAGCACCAUCAUCACAAGCAUCGCCGACGGUUAGUAUUACCUCCGAAAAAUCCGAUACGUAUCGAUCCAUGUAUCAUCGAAGAACUGGAAAAAUUAAUAGAAGAGUUCGCCAGAUCUUGCAGUCUAGGCCGGAACAACGCGAGCGUAGGAUACUCCGAGUUGCCACAAAUUUUUCGCGUAAAGAAAUUAACGAAGAAAAGGAAAGGCGACAUUACAGCGAGCGACGAUCAGAAGCUGAAAAGGCGUUUAAAGAAGGAAAAGAUACUCUCCGGUACGGACACAAGGAGCAGCACGAACGCGAACGCAAACUCGAAUCCGAACGAACAGCGGUUGCCGCUAAAGAAAAGACAUUAUCACUUGUCCAGCCCUCAUAGUUCCCAGAGCUCCAACGCGAGUUGCACCGACGUGACCACCAAUGAGACCAACUCUACCGAGAGCCACAUCGAGGAGGCCAUCGAAGCAACGAUAACAAGAUACGGGGGCAGCUCUGGGUCUUCCUCUCAAGAGGACGCCGUGCUGGUUACCCCCAAGAAGAGGCACAGGGAUACAGAGAACGCGAGCACCGAUAAGUCGAGCGCUUCGUGUUCAGAAUCGUUGGAGGAGAAACCGUUGAGUCAAAUAGAAGCCCAACCACGGCGUAAGAAGAAGAUCGUCAAGGAUCUUCGGGUUACGGUCACGAAACUCCCUACCGAUGGCGGACACGUCGCCCUCGAGAAAGUUGAUAAAACCGACAAAGUCGAGAAAUCGGACAAGUGUUUGAGCGAUUCGAAAAACGUGAAAGGUCACGUGGACAAAAGCAGCGGCAGAACAGAGAAGGUGGUUACGGAUAAGGCGUUGAAAAUCGACAAAAAUCAAGCCGAUAAGCCAGAGAAAAGCGAGCACGUGUCACCGGAACACGUACGUUUAGAGAAGAACAUAAAGGUCGACGCGGCUGAGUUUCACGUAACUGAAAGUUACGACGAGAUCGAGACUACGAACGAAAGUAAACCGACACAGGAUAACGAGGUAGGUUCGAGCUUUCCUAACUCUGUAAAGUCUUCAGCUGCGUUGGUUUUGGCCAAGAAGAAGAUAAGGCGGCGCAAGACCAUCAACCGCACCGGUUUCCCGACUCUGAAGAAGAAGAAGAAAAAGAGAUCGUUGAAUCCCAGCGAGACGUCGACCGAAGCGUCGACAAGGGUAACUUUGCCUGCCGACGACAACGCGGACGAAGUCGACGACGCCGGAGACACGGCUAAGGAAGGAUCGGAUGACUCGGUGCUAGAUACCAAGACAACCGUGUUGAGUGCCGAGAUACAAGAAUCCAUGUCGAGCAAACUCGUCGUCGAGCAUGAUAACAAUAACAGCAACGACGCGCAGGACCUUGUCCCGUCGAAGGCCGCAGGUUUGAACACCGACGAUUCGAAUUCGUCGAAGCAGGAGGGAUCGUCUGGUCGUGCUCGUUCGGACGAAGUCGCGGAACCACGAUCUGGCCAACUGAGAGUGCGAAAGGAUCUCGUCGAAUCGGAGAGCACCAACAACGGCACGAAUAAACUAUGUCCGGUGAAGUUUGAGAAGAUCCUGGAUUCGAGGACGUACGAUGAAAACGCGCCCCUGGAGGAGUCUCUGGAGAGGUACAACUUGUGCCAGCAACAACGCAUCGCCGAGCUGAACGAGGAGAAGAGUCUGGAACGCGGCAGCGCUCAAGCGAACAUAAAGACGGAACAUUCUGGCUCGUUCAACGGGAACCAGAAGAAGCGACGUGGCUCCGCGAGUCCGUGCACCUUUGCCUCGAGGAACGUGAAGCGUUUACGUAGCGCAGGAUACGAUACGGAAAACGACAGUCUCUCCAACGUUCUUCACGCCGAUCACGAGAUCGGGAAGCAUUUGAACGUCAAGAAGAAGCAAUCCAGGUGGAAGAAACGUUACUUGCAGGGUGGUAUUCUACACGAUUGCGGGAAGAAUUGCGAGUCGAAGACACGGAACGGUGGAAGCGGAAGCGCCAGCACCAUCGAUGGCGGUACUACCCCAGGAAAGAGUAAAAUUGUCUGCGAAACGAACGAAUCUGCUUCUGCGGCGUUGUUAACGGCCUCGUAUCAAUGUGGCAAGCUUCUACGUCAAAGGAAACUACCGUUUCAGUUGCCCUACGACUUAUGGUGGUUGCAUACGCAGUCCAGGCUGCCGAGCAGAGAAUCGGUGCCGUCGUGGAAUUACAAAAAAAUUCGCACAAACGUUUACUAUGAUGUCAAGCCGACCACGCUGUACGAGGCGCAAGCAUGCGAAUGCAAACCAGAGAGCGGUUGCGGCGAUGAUUGCAUCAAUCGCAUGGUUUUCAGCGAAUGCUCGCCACAGCUUUGUCCCUGCGGCGAAAAAUGCGAGAAUCAGAAGAUCCAGAAGCACGAAUGGGCACCAGGUUUGCAGAAAUUCAUGACGGAGGAUAAAGGUUGGGGAGUGAGGACUCAGCAGUCCAUCAAGACUGGUGUUUUUAUUCUCGAAUACGUCGGGGAAGUGGUGUCCGAGCGAGAGUUCAAAUCGAGAAUGGCAACAAGGUACGCCAACGAUACGCAUCAUUAUUGCUUGCACCUAGACGGAGGUUUGGUCAUCGACGGCCACCGUAUGGGAGGCGACGGACGAUUCGUAAAUCAUUCUUGCGAACCGAAUUGCGAGAUGCAAAAGUGGAGCGUUCACGGGCUUCCGCGUAUGGCGUUGUUCGCCUCGAGGGACAUCAAACCAGGGGAAGAGUUAACCUACGAUUAUAACUUUGCUCUGUUUAAUCCAUCCGAAGGACAGGAGUGUAGAUGCGGUAGUAGCGCUUGCAGAGGUGUAAUAGGCGGAAAGAGUCAAAGGGUUACGAAGACUAUCGCCGCUCUUCCUUCUCAAAUGGAACCCACGGAAAGACGAUCGGUUGGAAGGCCAAGAAAGAACAUGCGGAAAUCUAACAUGGUGCAAUCCGUCAACUCUAAAGGCAUUUGCAAGUCCCGAAAGAUGGGCGAUUCCAGUCUGUUCCAUGCCCCUGUACUGAAGCCUAUGUCUCAUCAGCAACGAUGCUUCGCUCAACAACAUCAUUGCUUCUUGUUGAGGAACUUGGAAAAGGUGAAGCGAGUGAAAUCGUUGGUGAACCAAGUGCAGAUGCAGAACGGUAAAACAAGAUUCGGUAACCCAACUGCCGCUAAAGAAAAAGGGCUCGGCGAUGCUAAAAUACAAUCGGACGCAUUCUUCUCGCAAUUAACUGCUUUGACCAACACGAAUACGCGUACUGUGCGAACACGAAGGCUAGCGCAGGCGCAAGACGACCCGGAAAUGCAUAAAACUGCGAAACUUGCCAAGGUGUUGAAAGAUUUAUACAGCAUCGUGACAACCGCGAACGACGAAAACGGUCAGUUGCUAUGCUCGCCGUUUAUAACGUUACCCUCGAAAAGAAAAUUGUCAGACUAUUAUGAAAAGAUAUCGGAUCCGAUAGACUUGAGUACAAUUGACCAGUGCAUUGGGACGGGUCACUAUAAAACCGCCGAGCAUUUUGAUCAUGAUAUGAUUAAACUUUUCGACAACAACGUUCGAUUCUUUGGGAGAACCUCGGAAAUCGGUAUUGCCGCAGCCAGACUAAGAAAAUUAUACUUAGGAAGUAAACCUGAUUUUGUGGAUGCCAUAACGGAUGCGACGGGCUGCCCUCCGUCUCAAGGAUUUUUACCUCCUCGAGGUUCGACUGCUGGGGAGGAAGAUGUUAUCAGGUGUAUUUGUGGCUUGCAUAGGGACGAGGGCUUGAUGAUUCAAUGUGAACGGUGCCUUGUUUGGCAGCAUUGCGACUGCGUCAAAGCUGACACAAGUCUGGAAUCUUAUCUGUGCGAGAGAUGUCAACCGCGUCCUGUCGAUUUGGAAAUACCAUUAGAGGGCGACGAGGAGGAGGAAGGAAAGAAACACUACGUCACUUUGAUGCGCGGUGAUUUGCAACUCAGGCAGGGGGACACGGUAUACGUGUUAAGGGACACUCCGGAGAAACAUACUUACAAGACUAUUCAGAAGCCCGAUUACGAACAGAUGGAUAUUUUUAGAAUUGAAAGACUCUGGAAGAAUGUCGAAGGGGAAAGAUUUGUAUUUGGUCAUCACUACUUGAGACCCCAUGAGACUUAUCACGAGCCUACGCGAAAGUUUUAUGAAAACGAAGUCGUCUGCGCACCGCUUUACGAAGCAGUUCCAUGCGAUUUGGUUGCCGAGCGUUGUUGGGUUCUCGACCCCCAUACAUACUGCAAGGGACGACCGGUUGGUUCGACACCAGAGCAUACCUACGUGUGCGAGUAUCGCGUCGAUCGCGCAGCUCGACUAUUUACAAAAGUUGCCAGAGCUAGGCAUCAAGUGUGCACGAAACCUUAUGCUUUCGAAACGUUUCCAGAACGCAUCAAGCAUUAUCGAACGUAUUUGCCUCAUAGUCUCGAAGGAAUACAAGUUGGCGGUAAAACGAACAAGGACAAGAAGAAAACGAGCAAUCAAGAUGUCGAUUCUAACCCCAAAUCUGAAUCAGGCGAUAACGCGAAAACGCACAGUAAGGAUCAACAAAAAUCUUCCACGAGUAAGGGUAGACGACGGUCAAAUGAAAUUUUAUCUAUUACUACAUCCACAACGCCGUACGCCCAGAGAGAAGAACAAAGACGAAGGUUGAAUAACAUUUUAAUCGGUCUGUUACAAAAAAUGCCGAACAAGAAAGAUCCGUUGGAUUUGUCGUUCCUGUUAGAGAGGAAUAGGCGGAAUCGGAAAAGGCCAGGUGGAUUAAAUCCGUGACACUGGAUUAUACAUCAGCGAUAAUGCGGCAUUAUCAUACGCGCGCGAUAACGGGUCAUUGUUAAUUCGUGUCACAGUCAAAUCUGUAAUCAAAGCGAUCGAUCGAUUAUUUCGUUUCGUCGUAAGUUGAUGCCAUUCGAUCCGUUUCGCAAGGAAAGGAAUCAUGAGCUACGCGUUUACUUCUUUUUACACUACUAAUACGACCCGUCCAUUCAUAUUAUUUAACCUCGAACACGAACACUACCUUCCUCGAAGGCCAUUGUAUCGAUCGAGUUCUUUUUAUAUGUUCUUUUUACACGCGCGAAAGUGUUGGAAAUUCCAAGCUGAAAUUACGAUCGAAAUUUUCUAUAGUCUUUUUAGGGUUGUUUUUUCUAUCCUAGAUUACCUCUUCCUUCGCUCGCAUCAGAAAUUAAAACUCGAACUGUAAAGGAAAUAGAUUCGAGUCGCGCGUCGAUGGAAAGGUAAUCUUUGAUUAAUUUUAGAGUAUUUCAACUCUCGUGCAGUGUAAAGUUCGUAAGUAUUUUGAAGGAAUAGAGAUAAUUUGUUUUCGUAAAACGGAUCGACUUGGUUUUGAGAAUCGGAUUCCGUACGUGAAACAACGUAUCUGUCAAAUUGAAUCAUCUAACGAGAGCUAUUACUUCUAGUAGAAUUCUAAUAUAAUUAGAAUCGCGAAAAUUGUAUAAAACUAUUUGUAAAUUUAUUUCAUAGCGAAUACACUUAAGUGUACAAAUUAAUAUGCUACUCGGGAUAUAGGAAAGUGGCAAAGGCACACGCGUGUGUAUAUAUCGGCCGCGUGUGAAAGGACGAUGGAACCGACGUGAAGGAAGAAGAAAACAAAAUCGAGUAAAUCAUGCGAGGCUUUAUUGCACAAAAGUACCAUUAUAUAUUUUUCAUAAGCCCAGUGUUAUUUGAAUUAAGUGUAAUAUAUAGGUUUUUAAAUUUAUAGAUAAAACUUUACUAACAUAUUUAAUUUAUUAAUGAUCGCGAUCGAAUUAUAGCUAAUUGUUGCUAUGACAACUAAUAUACGCAGGAUUUCGUAUUUAUUAUUACAUUAUUGCAGUUAGUAAAUACAUAUUAUUGAAAGCUAU
This is a messenger RNA of Hylaeus volcanicus, 8552 nucleotides long. RefSeq lists its product as uncharacterized. Gene Ontology annotation, molecular function: DNA binding; histone methyltransferase activity; protein binding. The transcript is spliced from 14 exons. Lineage: Eukaryota; Metazoa; Arthropoda; Insecta; Hymenoptera; Colletidae. Bases 775 to 7464 code for a protein of 2229 amino acids. The record is from RefSeq and is a predicted model, not a curated record. Gene Ontology annotation, cellular component: nucleus.